Adineta ricciae is the source of this 342-nucleotide messenger RNA. The record is from the annotation of a GenBank genome assembly. Lineage: Eukaryota; Metazoa; Rotifera; Eurotatoria; Adinetida; Adinetidae.
AUGGCAACUGGUUUGGAUGGCACAACAAAGCGGAACGUAGAUUCAUCAAUGGCCGAAAUACUGGAGGCGAUUAAAGUUACUGGUACUUUUCAACGUUUAGUCGUCGAAUAUUACAGCAAUGGCACUAUCAAACGUAUAGAGAAAGAGUUGAAUCAUUUUGCUAUCAUCACAGUUGGGCUAACUACCAUUGCGUUCGGCGUUACCGUUCAUUUUCUCGGUCCAAGCAACGUGACUGAAUAUGCCAAAGCAGCGCUAGCAGCGGCUCAAGCAGUAGAGGCCGUCUCCAGUGUCGCACGUGGCAAACCUGUGCCAAACGGUUUAAUGCAUCCAAUGGGCAUAUAG